CAUCAUUUCUAACUUCUUAGUAACACUCAACAUCAUAUACACAUACGUCACAUGAUGAAGAUUUCAUCCAAUUAUUAUUAUUAUUAUUAUUAUUAUUAUUAUUAUUAUUAUUAUUUUGCUAUACUCUUGAUUUUGCCAUCCGAUGCACAACUAUCUUCGACGUUCUACGACAGUACAUGCCCCGAUGCGCUAAGUACAAUCCGGACCUCCAUCAGGCAGGCCGUGACCAACGAGCAGAGGAUGGCCGCCUCCCUUGUUCGCCUCCACUUCCACGAUUGCUUCGUUCAGGGGUGUGAUGCAUCAAUCCUAUUGGACGAUACCACUGGAGAGAGAGUUGCAUUGCAGAAUAACAACUCUGUUAGAGGGUUCGAAGUGGUGGAGGCCGCGAAGCAGGCGGUGGAGUCCAUAUGCCCUGGGGUGGUGUCGUGCGCAGACGUGCUGGCAGUGGCGGCGCGUGAUGCAACGGUGGCAGUUGGAGGGUCGUCGUGGACAGUGAAUCUAGGGAGGAGGGAUUCCCCCGCCGCCGCCACGAGAGCGCUUGCUGAAAGCGACCUUCCUAGGUUCACCGAUCCUCUCCCAACCCUCAUAUCCAAUUUUGAAAACAAAAACUUAAGCGAAAGGGAUUUGGUUGCUUUGUCAGGGUCUCACACGAUUGGGCAAGCGCGAUGCGUGACUUUCCGGGACCGGAUCUACGGCAACGAGAGCAUCGACCCGGACUUCGCGAUCAAGCGGCGGCGCAACUGCCCUGAAAGCGGCGGCAACGAUAAUCUGGCGCCGUUGGAUGAGGUGACACCGAACGUCUUCGACAACAAUUACUUUAGGAAUCUGCAGAGUUUGAGAGGUCUGCUGGAAUCGGAUCAAGUUCUUUUGAGCGACGAACCGACUAGGAGCAUUGUGCUGGAAUACAUCGACAAUCCUGACAGAUUCGAUUCGGAUUUCGGCGCCGCCAUGAUCAAAAUGGGAGAUAUCGAACCGUUAACGGGUGGAUCUGGGUUAAUUAGAAGUACAUGUGGUUCCACACUACUAGAAAAUAGGCUAUCCAUAUAUUUAUCUUAUCACACUUUGUAAAACAUGACAUCACAGAUACUUUAUCACUACACCAUCCUUUGGCCAUAUUUCAAUACUAAUACUACAUAAAUAAAUAAAUGUCAGAAUAAGACUUCUUUACUUA
Molecule: messenger RNA, 1171 nt
Organism: Salvia splendens (bonfire salvia)
Lineage: Eukaryota; Viridiplantae; Streptophyta; Magnoliopsida; Lamiales; Lamiaceae
Product: lignin-forming anionic peroxidase
Exons: 3
Coding region: 52-1068 (338 amino acids)
Biological process (GO): response to oxidative stress; hydrogen peroxide catabolic process
Molecular function (GO): heme binding; peroxidase activity
Source: RefSeq, a predicted model, not a curated record